Molecule: messenger RNA, 4807 nt
Organism: Melanotaenia boesemani (Boeseman's rainbowfish)
Lineage: Eukaryota; Metazoa; Chordata; Actinopteri; Atheriniformes; Melanotaeniidae
Gene: mical1
Product: microtubule associated monooxygenase, calponin and LIM domain containing 1
Exons: 24
Coding region: 186-3986 (1266 amino acids)
Molecular function (GO): FAD binding; protein binding
Source: RefSeq, a predicted model, not a curated record
GUCGGUGUGAGCUCCUCCGGCUGAUACCUGAACUGGUCUCUGAACAGAACCAGAGGAGUUUCGGAGUCCAUUCAUCUGUCGGAUUCAGUCUCUUCCCGCCUCCAGGAUGGAAGCCAGCGUUUGAGCCAACAUCCCGAUACCAACACACUUAACCAACAAACCCGGUGAACAUUAGGAAGUGGACCAUGACGAGCUCAGGUGACGUCAACCCCUCACAUGCUACGUUUGACCUCUUUGUUCAAGCCAAGACUUGUCAGGAUGCGAAGCACCUGUUUUCACAGCUCUGCGAGCAGCUCAACAUCAAUCCCAAGGAUUACAGGAACUUCUACUCCAAGUUAAAGGAAAGGCUGAACUACUGGAAGGCCAAAGCUUUGUGGACCAAGCUGGACAAAAGGGCAUCUGAUGCAGCUUAUCAGCAAGGAAAAGCAUGCAUCAAGAACAAGUGUCUGGUGUUGGGUGCUGGUCCAUGUGGACUGAGAACAGCCAUCGAGCUCUCCCUGCUGGGGGCUCAGGUAGUGGUGCUGGAGAAGAGGGAAGACUUCACCAGAAACAAUGUUCUCCACCUGUGGCCCUUCACCAUCUACGACCUCCGGGAGCUCGGUGCCAAAAAGUUCUACGGCAAAUUCUGCUCCGGGUCUCUGGAUCACAUCAGCAUCCGUCAGUUGCAGUUGAUGCUGCUGAAGGCGUCGCUUCUCCUCGGGGUGGAAGUUCACACCAAAGUAGAGUUCUGUGGCUUGAUUGAACCUUCUGGAAGCAAUGGCUGGAUGGCCAAGCUGCAGCCUUCGUCUCAUCCUGCUGCAGCCUUUGAGUUUGACGUCUUCAUCUCUGCUGGAGGAGGCCGAUUUGUCCCUGAUGGUUUUCAGCACAAGGAGCUAAGAGGAAAGCUGGCGAUCGGCAUCACAGCCAACUUCAUCAACAGGAACUCAGCAGCCGAGGCACAAGUAGCAGAGAUCAGCGGUGUGGCCCGCAUCUAUAACCAGAAGUUCUUCCAGGACCUGCUCACUCAGACCGGUAUUGAUCUGGAGAAUAUUGUCUACUAUAAAGAUGACACCCACUACUUUGUGAUGACUGCCAAGAAGAAGAGUUUGUUGAAGAGGGGGGUCAUUAAACAGGACUACGGUGAUGCAGAAAGGCUGCUGGCUGCUGCAAACGUGGACUAUGAGGCUUUGUGCCAUUACGCCCACGAUGCUGCUUUCUUCUCCACUGGUGGAAAACUGUCCGACCUCCAGUUUGCUCAGAAUUAUGCCGGCCAGCCGGAUGUGGCCAUGUUUGACUUCACCUGCAUGCAACGAGCUGAGAAUGCCUCACUGGUCAAGGAGAGGAGGGGCAAGAAGCUGCUGAUGGGUCUUGUUGGAGACUGUCUGGUGGAGCCCUUCUGGCCUCUGGGGACGGGCAUUGCUCGUGGGUUCUUGGCAGCUUUCGACACAGCGUGGAUGGUUCGGAACUGGGGUAUGGGUGUCCCACAUCUUAAGGUCCUGGCUGAGCGAGAAAGUAUCUACCAGGUCCUCUCCCAGACCACGCCAGAAAACACCAGUAAGAAGUAUGCUGGUUUCAGCAUCGACCCCAGGACGCGGUAUCAAAGAAUAAACCUGUCCUCCAUUACAAGCAACCAGGUCCAGCAUCUGUAUGAUGUUGAUAAACCUCAUCCACCCAGCAGGAAGCAGAAGGACAGGCAGUCCAACACGGGUCCAGGUGGAGGUGUUGAGGAGCUGUUGAAGUGGUGCCAGAAACACACGGCGGGUUACGACCAUGUGAACGUAAAAGAUUUCACGCAGUCGUGGAGGUCUGGGUUGGCUCUGUGUGCUCUGAUCCAUCACUUCAGGCCUCAGCUCAUUGACAUGUCAACCUUAAAUGGGUCAGAUGGAGUUCACAACACCCAGCUGGCCUUCAGUAUCCUGGAGAAGGAGCUGGGCAUCCCCCCUGUGAUGUCUCCAGCUGACUUAGCCAGCAGUGGUCAGGUAGACAAGCUGUCCAUGGUCCUCUACCUCACCCAGAUCCAAGACGCCUUUGCUGUCCCUCCAAAAAUAAAAGAAGCUCCAGGAUCUCUGCCAUCAUCCAAGUCUCUCAGUCUCUCCCGGACACAGUCGGCUGUCUUCUUCCUCAGCAAGCUGAAGCACAACUCUCUGCAAAGACGCAAGGAACAGCUGGCGUCUCUAAAACAAAAAACAGAGGGAAGAAUGGGUGAUGAGGACAGAACUUCAGUACAUCCCGUGUCCCCUGAACUCAGUCCUGAUCCUGAUCCUGGUUCCAGUCCUGAUCCUGCUCCAGAACCAGAGCCUCUGACUCCGGUUUUGAUGGCCAGCAGUGAGGAGUGUUACUUCUGUUCUCAGAGGGUGUACGCGUUGGAGCGGAUCAGUGCUGAGGGGAAGUUCUUCCAUCGGAGCUGCUUCACCUGCCAUCAGUGUGGCAUCACGCUCCGACUCGGAGGAUACACCUUCGACCAGAACUCAGGGAGGUUUUACUGUGAGCUUCACUCUGAGGAGCUGCUGCUUCCUGAUGGAGAUGAUGCAUUUUAUGAGGAUAGCAAAGUUCAGCAGACAGAUCCAGAGGAUGGGCUUUCCAGUGAUGAUUACAUACCAUCUCCAUCAGAUGAGGAGUACGACCACACUCUGGACUGUGCUCCUGCUCACACACAAGCACACAACCCCAAAGAAUCAGAACAGCAUGGACCGGGAUGCAAAGAAGACUCCCAGGAACCACACAAGUCCAACACCUCUACAGACCCUUCACCUGUAACUGAGGCAGCAGCUCCCACUGAGGAGGAGGAGGAGAUGAAACCCUCUCCAGUCCCAAAGCCUCGCUUUUCCAGGGAAACCACACCCACCUCUGAGUCUUCUCCCCCAGUAGCAAAACCAAGAUCCACCUUCCUGAUGAGUCUUUCCACUCCGGAGAAAUCUCCAGCACCUCCAGAGGAGAAAUCAGGGCCGGAUUCCCGUCCUAAGCAGUCACUGCGAAAGCUUCAGUUGACCGAUGAGGAGAGGAGCCAGCUGAGGAACCUUCAGAGCUUCAGUGUUGACUCAGACUCGGAGACCCAUGGAGGAUCUUCCUCCUGCUCCUCUUCCUCUGCAAAUGCAGGAGUGCCUCCUAAACAAGAAGGCCUGGAUGGUCAAGAAGAGGAGGGCUACUGGAGUGGGAGCACAGCUGGGCAUGUCCGGGAAAACAGGAACCGACGAUGCUUCAAGAAAAAAGAGAUGCCAAAUGGGCAGAGCAGGGCCCGAUCCAAGUUUUCCCCCUGGAAUCUUUCAUCUCCGAGGAUCAGCAGAGACAACCGGCUCAGUGUCCAUGUUGGUCAUCCAGGGAGAGUGGAAACAACAUUCAGACAUGUUCAUAGUGCCUCAGAGGAGGGUGUUGAAGGGGACGAUGAUGACGAUGAUGACGAUGACAUGUUUGAACAGGAUGACAUUGAGUUGAUUGAUGAGGAGCUUCAAAUGGAGCCGUCGGAUCCAGUUGAGGCUGAGAAGCUGGAGUUGAGGAAGAUGAGGACUCUGGAGCGCCGAGCCAAAACGUGUAAAAUACAACGAUUUCACAAAGCUCAGUCCAUCCAGAGAAGACUGGAGGAGAUUGAAGUGACCUACAAGGAGCUGGAAGACAAAGGUGUGAAGCUGGAAAGAAGUCUGCGAGGAGAAGCUGGAAACGAAGGUCCUGAGAAGAUCGAGCAGUGGAUCCAGCUGAUCCAUGAGAAGAACGCCCUGGUUUCGGAGGAGUCCGACCUCAUGGUGGCGUCCCGACAGCUGGAACUGGAGGACAAGCAGAGCACGCUGGAUUUGGAGCUCAGGAAAUACCUGGACCUGAAAGAGAAGACAACAGAGCAGCAGGCAGAGGAAGAACGCAUCUUUCAGCAGAGGAUCGAGGUGGUGAACAUGAGGGACUCUCUGGUGUCGUUUCUGGAGGAGAAGAGGCUGAAAGAGAUCAGCGAGGAGCAAGAGGCUUUCUCCAUCAUGGAGGCCAAACGGCACUCGAAGGCAGGAUCUCAGGUUCACUGGUAGUAAGCCUGUUGGAUAGUUACAGGUGAUGCUCUCACACCUGCUGCGUGUCAAACAAGGAACCUGAAACUUACCCUGGCAAAGCCAAAGAUGAGACCAGAUUGUUGUGGAAGGACAGAAGUGGAGUCUGAAGGUGAGUUACAGUCCAUCCUUAAAGGAAGGUCUGACCUCUUGUGCCCAACAGCUGCAGCUCAGUUCUGCUCAGCUGAUGUUUGAGGCAGCUCGGUGUACCGCAGGUCAGAUGGUCAUCACCAGAAUCCUGAAACUAACCUGUCGGUGUCAGAAAUGUAACGAAGCAGCUGAUGACCACAGCUGGAUCCUCGGUGAUGGAUGUUUUUGAUUCAAUGUUCAUGUUGAUUUUAAAUGUGCCAUUAUGGAAAAAUGCUACAGCACAGAAAUACAUAUCCUCAUGAUAUCUUUACUAUUUCUACAUUAAAUAUAAACUUAAAAGAGGUUAAAAACUGUGAGGGAUUAAAAGUGUUUGAGCAAUGAAUUAAAAUUCUGUUUGUUUUUGUGUAUUGAAGCUUUUGUCUCAGCAUGUUGGACAGUUAAUCUCAGGGUUGACACUUUAGUCCUGUCGGAUCUCAGGUGGUCAACAGCGGCUGCUCUAGAAGUGGCUGCGGGGGGGUGUUAGACUGGAAAACGUGAAUGAAAAGCAGACUGAAAUGGACAGCUUCAUCUAAAUGCCAUCAUUUAGGUGUUGCUGAAAAAAACUCGGCAUCUGAUGGAAAACAGACCAACAUGAGGAAAAUUAAAAACCCUUUCACUGUUUUCAGUGUUCUGCUGCCACUUCUCAGUUUCUGAAUAAAGAUCAAGCACUUUAA